Tachyglossus aculeatus (Australian echidna) is the source of this 5114-nucleotide messenger RNA. It is a transcript of the gene PLCG2, whose product is annotated as phospholipase C gamma 2. NCBI's taxonomy places the organism in Eukaryota, Metazoa, Chordata, Mammalia, Monotremata, Tachyglossidae. Gene Ontology annotation, molecular function: phosphatidylinositol-4,5-bisphosphate phospholipase C activity; protein binding. Gene Ontology annotation, biological process: phospholipid catabolic process; phosphatidylinositol-mediated signaling; positive regulation of epithelial cell migration. The record is from RefSeq and is a predicted model, not a curated record. The transcript is spliced from 32 exons. The coding region runs from base 1 to 3621 and encodes 1206 amino acids.
AUGAACCAUGUUUUUCCAGUGGAUCUGAUUGAAAUCAAGGAAAUCCGUCCAGGGAAGAACGCAAAGGACUUCGAGCGUGGGAAAGCCACCCGCCAGAAGGAUGACUGCUGCUUCACUAUAUUCUAUGGAACCCAGUUUGUUCUCAACACACUAAGUUUAGCAGCUGAUUCCAAAGAGGAUGCAUUGAAGUGGCUCUGUGGCUUGAAGAUCUUAACCAAGGAAGUCAAGAAUGCAGCGACGCCGGCGAUUACCGAGAGCUGGCUAAGAAAGCAGAUUUAUUCUGUGGAUCAAACCAGGAGAAAUAGCAUCAGCCUCAGAGAAAUGAAGACUAUACUACCCUUAGUAAACUUCAAAGUAGGCAGUGCCAAGUUCCUGAAGGAUAAGUUUAUGGAAAUAGGAGCUCACAAGGACGAACUUAGCUUUGAGCAGUUCCAUUUGUUCUAUAAAAAACUUAUGUUUGAACAACAGAAAUCAAUCCUUGAUGAAUUCAAAAAGGAUUCUUCGGUGUUCAUCCUGGGAAAUACAGACCGGCCGGAUGCCUCAGCUGUCCACCUGCAUGACUUCCAGAGGUUUCUGCACACUGAACAGCAGGAACAAUGGGCACAAGAUCUUGGUAAAGUCCGGGAACGAAUGACAAAGUUUAUUGACGACACUAUGAGAGAAACUGCCGAGCCGUUUUUAUUUGUUGAUGAGUUCCUCACCUACCUUUUUUCAAAAGAAAAUAGCAUCUGGGAUGAAAAGUAUGACGUGGUAGAUGUUCAGGAUAUGAACAAUCCUUUAUCUCAUUAUUGGAUUUCUUCAUCACAUAACACGUACCUCACCGGGGACCAGCUCCGAAGUGAAUCUUCCCCGGAAGCCUAUAUCAGGUGCCUGCGGAUGGGAUGCCGAUGCAUUGAGUUGGACUGCUGGGAUGGCCCUGAUGGAAAGCCAAUCAUCUAUCAUGGAUGGACACGGACCACGAAGAUCAAGUUUGAUGAUGUGGUACAGGCCAUCAAAGACCAUGCUUUUGUGACCUCAGAUUUCCCGGUGAUCCUCUCUAUCGAAGAGCACUGCUGUGUGGAGCAGCAGCGCUACAUGGCAAAGGUUUUCAAGGAGGUAUUUGGGGAUGCCCUCCUCAUGCGGCCCACCGAAGCCAGUGCCGAUCAGUUGCCGUCCCCGACCCAGCUGAAAGAGAAAAUCAUCAUCAAGCAUAAAAAGCUGGGCCCGAGAGGAGAUGUGGAUGUCAACAUAGAAGACAAGAAAGAGGAGAAGAAGCAACAAGGGGAACUGUACAUGUGGGAUUCCAUAGAUCAGAAAUGGUAUCGGCAUUAUUGUGCCAUCGCAGAUGAGAAGCUUUCUUUCAGUGAUGAUAUAGAGCAGAGCGUGGAGGAAGAUUCCCCAAAGGAUGUAGCCCAGACUGAUCUGCAUUUUGGUGAAAAGUGGUUUCACAAGAGAAUGGAGAAGAGGACAAGUGCUGAGAAGCUGCUUCAGGAAUACUGCGCAGAAACUGGGGGCAAAGACGGAACCUUCCUAGUCCGGGAAAGUGAAACAUAUCCCAAUGACUACACACUGUCAUUCUGGAGAUCUGGCCGAGUCCAGCACUGCCGCAUUCGGUCCAUCGUAGAGGGCGGCACCAUGAAGUACUACCUGACUGACAACCUCAUGUUCAGCAGCAUCUACGACUUGAUCCAACACUAUCGGGAGGCUCACCUGCGGUGUGCCGAGUUCGAGCUGCGUCUAACCGAUCCGGUGCCCAACCCCAACCCGCAUGAAUCCAAACCCUGGUAUUACGACGACUUGAGCCGAGGAGAAGCUGAAGACAUGCUGAUGCGAAUUCCCCGAGAUGGAGCCUUUCUGAUUAGGAAAAGAGAAGACGCAGAUUCGUACGCCAUUACGUUCAGGGCAAAGGGAAAAGUGAAGCACUGUCGGAUUAAUAAAGACGGGCGCCAUUUUGUCCUGGGAACUUCAGCCUACUUUGAAAGUUUGGUGGAGCUGGUUAACUACUAUGAAAAACACGCACUCUACAGAAAAAUGAAACUGCGCUAUCCAGUGACGCGGGAGCUGCUGGAGCGUUAUAACACGGAAAGGGAUAUAAACUCACUUUAUGACGUCAGGAUGUAUGUGGACCCUAGUGAGAUUAAUCCUUCAACGCCUCAGAGAACUGUGAAGGCUUUAUAUGACUACAAAGCUAAACAAGAAGAUGAACUGAGCUUUUGCAGGGGAGCCUUGAUUCACAAUGUAUUGAAGGAAGAAGGAGGCUGGUGGAAAGGGGACUACGGUGGAAGGCUUCAGCAGUAUUUUCCAGCAAAUUAUGUUGAAGACAUAUCAACAGUUGACUUUGAAGAGCUUGAAAAGCAGAUUAUCGAAGACAAUCCUUUAGGGUCUCUGUGCAGGGGCAUUCUGGACCUCAAUGCCUAUAAUGUUGUGAAAGCCCCACAAGGCAGAAAUCAAAAGCCUUUCGUCUUUAUCUUGGACCCCAAGAAGUCCGACGACCCUCCAGUCGUGUUCGCGACUGACAGAGUGGAAGAACUGUUCGAGUGGUACCAGAGCAUCCGAGAGAUCACCUGGAAGAAUACAACUGUGGAGAACAACAUGAAGUACUGGGAGAAGAACCAGUCCAUUGCCAUAGAACUGUCCGACCUGGUCGUCUACUGCAAACCAACUAGCAAAACCAAGGAUAAUUUGGAAAAUCCUGACUUCCGGGAAGUACGUUCUUUUGUGGAAACUAAGGCCGACACCAUCGUCAGGCAGAGGGCAAAUGAGCUCUUGAAAUACAAUCAAAAGGGACUGACUCGAGUUUACCCUAAAGGACAGAGAGUCGACUCCUCCAAUUACGACCCCUUUCGUCUGUGGCUCUGCGGCUCUCAGAUGGUGGCUUUGAAUUUCCAGACAGCAGACAAAUACAUGCAGAUGAACCACGCCCUAUUCUCCCUCAGUGGGCGGACCGGAUACGUCCUGCAGCCGGAAAGCAUGAGAAAUGAAAACUACGACCCGACGCCAUCGGAAUCGCAGCGAAAAAUGCUCAUGACUCUGACGGUGAAGGUCCUUGGGGCUCGCCACCUGCCCAAACUUGGCAGAAGCAUCGCCUGCCCAUUUGUGGAGGUGGAAAUCUGUGGGGCCGAAUACGAUAACAAUAAAUUCAAGACAACGGUUGUGAAUGAUAAUGGUCUUAAUCCCGUCUGGGCUCCCACACAUGAGAAAGUGACGUUUGAGAUUUACGAUCCCACUUUGGCCUUCCUGCGUUUUGUGGUUUAUGAGGAAGAUAUGUUCAGUGAUCCCAACUUCCUUGCUCAUGCCACGUACCCCAUCAAAGGAAUCAAAUCAGGGUUCAGAUCCGUCCCUCUCAAAAAUGGUUACAGUGAGGACAUCGAGCUAGCUUCCCUGUUGGUUUUCUGUGAGAUGCGCCCAGUUCUGGAAAGCGAGGAGGAGCUCUACUCGUCAUGCCGCCAGCUGCGAAGGCGGCAAGAAGAACUGAAUAACCAGCUUUUCCUUUACGACACCCACCAAAACUUGCGAAACGCCAACCGAGACGCUCUGGUGAAUGAGUUCAAUGUAAAUGAGAAUCAGCUGCAGCUGUAUCAGGAGAGGUGCGACAGGAGAUUAAGGGAGAAGAGAGUCAGUAACAGCAAGUUCUACUCAUAGAAUGAAGCUGCAUCUUUGUGAGUGUGUGCAUGUGUGUUUGCCUUUUCCAAAGUCCCUCAGAAGACACCCACCUGUGAAGCCCACUCCUGCUGCCAAGCUUUCAUCUACAGCAAUGUUAUGCGGAAGUACCGGGACUCAGUCCAUUCAUUUCCUGUCCCAUGCAGUCUUUUUAUUUUAUCCUAUUUUUUUAAGUUAUAUUCCCUGUUGUAAAGCAGACAUCCUGCUUGUUCGUUUUUGGCCCCCUGGGGCCACAGGUCUCAGGAAUCAAGAAAAUUAUAAAGUGCCAUCAGUAAAACACCCUGGGAACGGCACAUGGAGAAGGAAGUUUUGAUCUCUUCUCUAAGGCUAUUCUAGCGAACCCAAUUCAUUGAUUCCAACCAAAAAUGAGCAAGGAUGGUCGGCAGUGAAUUGGUCAGAUGGUAGAAUUGGGGUUUUGUUGAAAAAGGAACGCUUUGUCCUUCCUAAUCUCUCAUCCACUGAGAGGAUUUUGUCGACGCAAACCCUCGGCUUGGUGUGGAGGAGAUGCAGGCCGGUAGCUGGAAUCCUCUGGGCUGAGCAUCACCCCGAAACUGUCUGCUUGAAGUGGGGACCUAGGGUGACGGCGGGGAUCAGCCCUUCGGCCACUACCAGAGAGCUGCCCUCUCCUUCCAGCUGUCGGGUGAGGGCCAUGCCUGGGCUCUGAGGGAUGCUCACCUACCAGCAGUCGGGGGAGGGGGUGUUAUGGGGCGGACCAGGACCUGGCUAUUUAGCCAGAUGCUGGCCUGCAGGAGUGGUGGAACUGGGUGGCUCAUCGGGCCCUCCGGAAUCGACGGCGGGGCAGGAUCACCUCAGCGGAGAUUGAACCCUUGGAAACCGGGAACUUUCAAGAGAGCCCACGGUGCCUAGGAGAAGUGGUAACGGGAGCCAAACUUCCCUCAAACCCACCCUUUUCCCGAGAACGGCUCAUAGUGCUUCGAGCCCCUUUAUGGCGUUAGCCUGUGACUGAGCUCAGCAUUUGUGUCAGCCUUUUGCUAAGGAUUCGGCGACCAUUGCGGUGGGCAUCCCUUUAUUGGGGCGGGUGAAACUUUUCUUCUUCACAUCAGAGACAGGGCCCAAGUUUGAGGGAACCUCACCACCCCCAGCCCCAUACUCACUCUCCAGCAAUGUACAGACUCCUGGUGAUGGCAUGGCCCGAGAACAGCUUGGAAUGGUUUUCUGAUUUAUUUCUUUUUCCUGAUCCUCUCCCCGACGUCCUUUGUGGUAAUUGGGGAAAGUGGAAGGAAGCUGUAAAAGGACUACUGUUCUCCAACUUCCCAAGUUAUUUAACUAAUGUGCACAAAGAGUUGGGCUAGAGGAAAGGCAGACAGCGUCCCUGAAAUAAUUUUCCAGCAAGGGAAUUCAUUGCACCCCAGGCCUGUUCUUUGUUGGCUAACGUCCAUGGACUCAUUUUUUUUUUAAUGGUAUUUGUUAAGCACUUACCAUGUGCCAGGCACCGUUCUAAGCCCUGGGGUAGA